Molecule: messenger RNA, 2971 nt
Organism: Perognathus longimembris pacificus (Pacific pocket mouse)
Lineage: Eukaryota; Metazoa; Chordata; Mammalia; Rodentia; Heteromyidae
Gene: Frzb
Product: frizzled related protein
Exons: 6
Coding region: 323-1534 (403 amino acids)
Biological process (GO): non-canonical Wnt signaling pathway; canonical Wnt signaling pathway
Cellular component (GO): cytoplasm
Molecular function (GO): Wnt-protein binding
Source: RefSeq, a predicted model, not a curated record
UCUGCAGGACUUGGCGAACUUACUGCACCCUUCACUCCUGGUUUUCUCCUCCCUUCUCCCCAGGCCCGACCCUCCUCCCCCCGCCCCGCUCCUGUUCCUUAUUCUCCUCCCUUUGGAAAAUUUAAAGCUCCCCCCAACCCCGCCCCAUCAUUUUUUCUGUAAUUCAGGGGCCGUGACACCCCAGGGCUCCUGACACCCCAGAACGCCAACUACCUCAGCUGAAUUCUACUUUUGUUUGUACUUCUCUCUGGCUUCUCCUCCUGCUCUUCUCUGAUUGAUGUGCGAAGUCCCACGCUUCUGCCAGAGGGCGAGGAAUAAAUAGAUGCCGCUACGUCCAGAGGCGUGCGCAUUGGGAAAGAGGAGCCAGAGGGCCAGGAGCGGAGCUCGAGGAAGCUCGUGGGAUCCCAGGAAGGGACUCUCAUCCAAGAAAGAGGAGAGGUUGCUGGGGAAGGAGAAGCUCCGGAGCGAUCGAGCCUAUCGACCCAUCACAGUGUCCGCUUCCAGUGGGCCGGAGGAGACCCCGGAGCUGACACCCAGCAGUCCCGGGCUCUGUGGCUCGCUGUCCCAUCCCGCUGAGAUCAUGCUGCUGCUGCGGGCCGGGCUGUUCGCCCUGGCUGUGCUCUGCCUGCUCCAGGUGCCCGGAGCCCGGGCAGCAGCUUGUGAGCCCGUCCGCAUCCCCCUGUGUAAGUCGCUGCCCUGGAACAUGACCAAGAUGCCCAACCACCUGCACCACAGCACCCAGGCCAAUGCCAUUUUGGCGAUCGAGCAGUUCGAAGGUCUGUUGGGCACCCACUGCAGCCCCGACCUCCUCUUCUUCCUGUGUGCUAUGUACGCGCCCAUCUGCACCAUCGACUUCCAGCACGAGCCCAUCAAACCCUGCAAGUCGGUGUGCGAGCGCGCGCGGCAGGGCUGCGAGCCCAUCCUGGUCAAGUACCGUCAUGCGUGGCCCGAGAGCCUGGCCUGCGAGGAGCUGCCCGUGUACGAUCGCGGCGUGUGCAUCUCUCCCGAGGCCAUCGUCACCGCCGAGGGAGCCGAUUUUCCCAUGGAUUCCAAUAAUGGAAACUGUAGAGGGGUUAACAGUGAACGCUGCAAAUGCAAGCCAAUUAGAGCUACACAGAAGACCUAUUUCCGGAACAAUUACAACUAUGUCAUUCGAGCUAAAGUGAAGGAGGUGAAGACUAAGUGCCAUGAUGUGACUGCAGUGGUGGAGGUGAAGGAGAUUCUAAAGGCAUCUCUGGUGAACAUUCCCAGGGAUACUGUGAGCCUGUAUACUAGCUCUGGCUGCCUGUGCCCUCCACUUCAUGUGAACGAGGAGUAUAUCAUUAUGGGCUAUGAAGAUGAGGAGCGCUCCAGGUUACUCCUGGUGGAAGGGUCUAUAGCUGAGAAAUGGAAGGAUCGACUUGGUAAAAAAGUUAAGCGCUGGGAUGUGAAGCUCCGUCAUCUUGGACUGAGUAAAACUGACUCUGGCAUUAGUGAUUCCACGCAGAAUCAGAAGUCUGGCAGGAACUCCAACCCUCGGCAAGUGCGUACCUAAAUCCUGAAAUGCACAAGUAACAUCAAUGGACUUUCCAUGGAGACGGCAUUGCUGGACUGGCAAAGGAAAAUUGCACUAUUGCACGGCAUAUUCUAUUGUUUACUACAAAAAUCAUGUGGUAACUGAUGACAUUUCUCUUUUCUCUGUGUUUUUAACCCCACCUUUUAAUGACCUGGGGUUAGAGCCUUAAAUAUAUUGUAUGUUUUCUACUUUACUAAUCAUGGGGAAACUGUUCUUUUGCAAUAAUAGUAAAUUAAACAUGUUGAUAUUAGAACUUCUUUGCUCCAGCCCCCAGAUAUUAAUUUUGUUUUCUGCACUCAGACUGGGAAUGUAGCAGUAAUAAAGGAGAGAUUUCUGGUAUACAAAGAAAGCUAGAUAGGCUGUGAAGUAGUCUCUUAUUGAUCUAAUUACAGCCUCAUUUGUGUAUGCCUUUGGGCACUCUCCUCAUGCUUAGAAAGUUCUAAAUGUUUAUAAGGUAAGAUGGCAGUUUGAAAUGAAAUGCUGCACAGGCAAAGCAAUUAAGCACCAGGAAACAUUUAUGAGAUAAUGAUACAGGAUGACUUAUUUUCUAGAUUGGCAGGAAGCAAAAUAAAUAGUGUUAGGAGCCAAGGAAAGAACACUUUGCCUGAUUGGGAGCCACAAUCAAAAUCAGUACCCCUGAGGACAUGAACAGUAGCCUUCAUAUUUCAGACAUACGUUUGAUAUGUUUCUGAAUACAUUAAUCAGUAGUAAGGAAGUGACUCACAAUCAAACAUCUGCUAUUUCCAGCAUAGUUCUGUUUAAUCUGAUUUUUUUCAACUCCUUAGUGAAAGUCUGUCUCUCAAAUCUCUGUCUCUGUCUGCUUUCCUCAUAAAAUGGACUUGCUGUGUUGAUCAGGAAAAGAAAGUAUGUAUGCAUGUGUACCCAGGUGUUUUUUUCAAAGAUAUCUAGCUCUAUAAAAUGGAGUUGUUUACAGUACAGUGAAAAAUGAAAACAAUUUCCUUUUUCGAAGAUGGUGUGUGCAUUUCAAUAUUUGUGUGCAUGUGGGUGUUUAUGCACUCACACACAUAAGCUUGACUACAUUAUAGGCCUGGGCACUAGUCUGGAUAUUAUUGUUUGGAUUUAUAUUGUUUAGUGCUUAUUCAAAAAUGCCUAAUAAAAAGAAUUAUGGUUGUCAGGACAGAUGUAUUCUGACUUUAAAUCAAAUAUACAUUCUCAUUAUCCAAGCUGCAGUGAAUCACCCUGGGAGCAUGGGAGGAAAUUAUGUUUUACUUCCUUCCCCUAGGAGGGUUCCUUAGAGCAUGUGCCAAUCACUUGAAAGUCUCAUUCCCUGUGAUUUACACGUGCAAUAUUCUAGAACCUAGUUUCUAAGUGGUUUGCUGAAAAUAAAAUGCACCUGAAGCAAAUCGGGCUGUGUUUCCUUCAAUAAGGACAAUCAUAAAAAGAUGAAACUCAUUC